Messenger RNA from Ipomoea nil (Japanese morning glory), 993 nucleotides. RefSeq names its product MADS-box protein CMB1-like. The record is from RefSeq and is a predicted model, not a curated record. Gene Ontology annotation, cellular component: nucleus. Gene Ontology annotation, molecular function: RNA polymerase II cis-regulatory region sequence-specific DNA binding; protein dimerization activity; DNA-binding transcription factor activity, RNA polymerase II-specific. The coding region runs from base 114 to 797 and encodes 227 amino acids. Gene Ontology annotation, biological process: positive regulation of transcription by RNA polymerase II. The transcript is spliced from 8 exons. Lineage: Eukaryota; Viridiplantae; Streptophyta; Magnoliopsida; Solanales; Convolvulaceae.
AGUGUGUUAAAUACCUGUACUGCUACUUCAUUAUCACUCAGACUUAAUUGAGAGAGAAAAAGAGAAAGUGAAAGAGAAAGAUCUCCUGAGCAGCUAGCUAGAGAGAGAGAGAAAUGGGAAGGGGAAAAGUUGAGCUAAAGAGAAUAGAGAACAAGAUAAACAGGCAGGUGACUUUUGCUAAGAGGAGAAAUGGGCUUCUCAAGAAAGCUUAUGAACUCUCUAUUCUCUGCGAUGCUGAGGUCGCUCUCAUCAUCUUCUCCAACCGUGGUAAACUCUUCGAGUUUUGUAGCAGCUCUAGCAUGAUGAAGACCCUGGAAAAGUACCAUCACUGCAAUUAUGCUUCACUGGAGGCCAACCAAUCUAACACUCAGGACAACUACCAUGAAUAUCUGAAGUUAAAGGCUAAGGUUGAGCUCCUGCAACGAUCUCAAAGAAACCUUCUUGGGGAAGAUCUUGGUCCCUUGAGCAUAAAGGAUCUGGGGCAUCUUGAGCACCAAGUAGAGUCUUCUUUGACCCAAAUUCGAUCCACAAAGACCCAAUCUAUGAUGAAUCAGCUUGCAGAGCUCCAACAAAAGGAGCUGGCAUUGGUAGAUGCAAAUAAUCUCCUAAAAAUGAAGUUGGAGGAGAGGACAGCCGCCACUAUUCCCCAGCAACCUGCAUUGGGGUUCUUUCAGCCUGUGGGAGUGAACUCAACAACAUCCCAGUUAGGGUUUCAUCAUGUUGGGUCUGGUGAGAUAAAUGCUGAAGUCUCAUCAGCACACAACAUUAAUGGAUUCAUUCCUGGGUGGAUGCUCUGAAGAACUAUAAAUAAUAGAUGUUUGAAUAAGAACAGCAGAUAUUAACAUUGUGUAUUAUAUUUGUGUAUGUUUUGUUGUCUUUUUUGUUUUUUUUUUUUUUUACUUUUACUGCUGUAAUUAUUGCUGAGGCUAUCCCUAGUAAGUCUUCAUGAUACAAUUAAGAUGUUAUAUAUACAAGAAUAUGAUAUUUUAUGUA